UUGCAAAACAGAAGAACGGAGUGAACGCCAAAAAAUGGCUUGGAAAAACGACGUUCUUGUGUUGAUAGCGCUAAUCUUUGCCGUUUCGUUCAAUCAAGCAGCAGGUCGUAGUUUGGACCGUCUGAAGCGCGAUGUGGUGACAGAUGGCAUCGAGGUGGAGCUGUCCACUUCCGGUGAGCAAAAUCGAGCAGCCAUUCCGGUGAUCAGCGAUAUUCAGCGGGUGGAGAAAAUAGCCGAUCUUUUGAUAUCUAUUGGUGAACGUGUGAUACCUGCGCUGCUCGAAGGUCUGGGCGAACAGGUCACGGCUGCUGCACCGGAACGAAGGCUUCUUCGCCACUUCGACAAAUCGUCUCCAGAACAAACAACAUUGUAGCCUGGCGUGAGCGAACGAAGAUCUUUAGGGAUAGCUGUACAAAGUCGGGAUAGAAGAUACAUAUAUGGACUACCUAUUUAUUAGCACCAUUCGUCAGGGACAUAAUUUAUACAAACUUUUUUUUUUCGAACAUAAUCAACCUAUAAACUGGUCUAACACUGUUCAUCACAUCUACAGUUCAAACGUUACGCCACCUUGUCUACGCCGCCUGUACAAUAGCCAUCGGUUGCUGCUUUUGACUCGACUUCGAGUACGCCAGAAACGUCGUCCAGAUGAGGCUGAAGAACCCGGCAAUGACAAUCUGGUUCUUAGGUCUAACGAGCGAAAAGUUCAACGUCUGCACCACCGGCCAGUAGAAGAAGCCCACCUUGUAAGUGUCCCAGAACUUCGCCCGAACCUCAUCGCCCGCUUCCCUCUGGGAUCGACGCUCCAGGAUGCUCAUGCCGUAGAAGAACAGCACGAUGGCGAACGGGUCGUACGCACCCUGUUCGGUGAACGCUUUCGCCAGCGAGGACCGAAGAUCCGUCCGGGGCCACAUGAUGUUGGCACAGCGCAUCCACGUGUAGAGCAUGGGGGCGGACACGAACGUGCCGUACAGGCUGUAACGAAGACAACGCUCCCAGUCAUAGUUUUUCAGCCGCUUACCCUCGAACGUUUGCUGAAUGAGACAUCCGAUGGGCCAGAGCGCCGAGUACGAUAUCAUGCCACGCAGAAUCUUGUACUCAUUGGUCACCUCUACGAUGAACUUCCACCACAUGUUGUUGUCCUCCGGGGGGGUGAGGCGAGGGUCGAGUUUAAUGCGCGAGAUUCUAAAAACAAAAGAACAAAACUGUAAAGAAACAAAAACCAAAAGUCAAAUGAGACACGCGUUCGAAGAACAAGGAGCAACACCCUGGUACCGCCGCGGUUCGAGCACGCUAUUACACCACCACUGGAGACAGCGAUGAAAAAUCAAUAAACUUAAAGUAGGCCACCAGCCAGUCGGUGGGUGAGUUGGUGCGAUGGGUGGUGGGUUGUGGACCGGGAGGGAGGCGCGCAAGUCCGCGACGACGCGUAAAGCAUCACACCUCCACAAGCGAACGGCCGCAUCAGCUGACUCGACGGCGCGGUGUUGAUGGUCAAAAAGCAAGUUCAA
This is a messenger RNA of Anopheles stephensi (Asian malaria mosquito), 1508 nucleotides long. RefSeq lists its product as uncharacterized. Lineage: Eukaryota; Metazoa; Arthropoda; Insecta; Diptera; Culicidae. Bases 35 to 373 code for a protein of 112 amino acids. The transcript is spliced from 2 exons. The record is from RefSeq and is a predicted model, not a curated record.